This is a messenger RNA of Poecilia latipinna (sailfin molly), 958 nucleotides long. It is a transcript of the gene vta1, whose product is annotated as vesicle (multivesicular body) trafficking 1. Gene Ontology annotation, cellular component: multivesicular body. The record is from RefSeq and is a predicted model, not a curated record. The coding region runs from base 27 to 803 and encodes 258 amino acids. Lineage: Eukaryota; Metazoa; Chordata; Actinopteri; Cyprinodontiformes; Poeciliidae. The transcript is spliced from 6 exons. Gene Ontology annotation, biological process: late endosome to vacuole transport via multivesicular body sorting pathway.
CCGACUGUGUGACGUUUGUUUUGCAGAUGAAGAAGGAGCUGAGCGAAAACGACUCCAUCACUCAGGAGGUGGUCGGCAACGCUCACAUCGAAAACUACGCCUUAAAGCUGUUCCUGUACGCCGACAACGAGGACAGAGCAGAACGGUUCCACAAGAACAUGAUCAAGUCCUUCUACACCUCCAGCUUGUUGAUGGACGUUCUGUCUGUCUUUGGGGAGCUUUCAGACGAGAACAUCCAGCACCGGAAGUACGCCCGCUGGAAGGCCACCUACAUCCACAACUGUCUGAAGAACGGCGAGACGCCGCAGUCCGGCCCCAUCGGCAUGGAUGAGGAUGAGGAAGCAGAGUUUGGAGCGGAAGGUUUCUCAGGACAGAGUUUCUCACAUGGAGGCUCCUUCAGGGCAGAUCUUCCUUCACAAAACCAGAAUCAGGAUCAAGGUCCAGCUCCAGGAAUCGGCUUCGCACAGGAUCCGGGAUCAGGUCCAACGGGCCCCCCUGCAUCGAACUACAACAACAUCCAGAUCCCACCAGGGGCCCACGCACCAGCCAACACUCCGGCAGAUCUGCCGCCUCCUUCAGGAGAAGCUGGUAAAUCACUCCCUGCUGCCCGGUCGGUUCCUGCCGUUGACCCAUCGCUGCUCAACGCCCAGCUGCAGGGUGGCGUUCAGCUCUCCCCCGAAGACUUCACCAAGGCGCAGAAGUUCUGCAAGUACGCCGGCAGCGCUCUGCAGUAUGAGGACGUCAACACAGCCAUCCAGAACCUCCAGAAAGCCCUGAAACUCCUCACCACCGGCAAAGAAUGAACUCUUUGUCCCUCUGCAGUCUGACUCCUCCUUCCUCCUCUCCUUUUCUUCCAUCUCAACCCUCCACCACUUCUUCUCCCCUCUAUCUGUCUCCAAUCUGGCCCAAAGUGAGCCAAUGGCGACUCUCGAGCGUCAGACGAGGACACGAUGGAAAU